Hypanus sabinus (Atlantic stingray) is the source of this 16051-nucleotide messenger RNA. Its product is annotated as inward rectifier potassium channel 2. Gene Ontology annotation, molecular function: inward rectifier potassium channel activity. NCBI's taxonomy places the organism in Eukaryota, Metazoa, Chordata, Chondrichthyes, Myliobatiformes, Dasyatidae. The coding region runs from base 11548 to 12822 and encodes 424 amino acids. Gene Ontology annotation, cellular component: plasma membrane. The record is from RefSeq and is a predicted model, not a curated record. The transcript has 3 exons. Gene Ontology annotation, biological process: potassium ion import across plasma membrane; regulation of monoatomic ion transmembrane transport.
AGCAUCCCUAUAUGCACAAUACAUCAAAACUUGAAAUGGAUGUGCUACAGCAGCAGAGGAAUACGGUCAUACACUCAAUAUAUAUACUGAGUGCAUAUACAGAGUCUAGCAGAUGAGUUGCAACUGUUGGAAGCCAAGAAACAAUCACACUAAUGGAACCAUAUUUUAAUUCUACAUUGGGGAAAGAACAUAGACUCUCUGAGAUGAGAGAGAAUGUUGGGAAUGGGGAAACAAGUAUGAAGGAAGACCUGAAAAACCGGGCCUUUCUUUUUAAGAACAAUGCAGAGUCCUGGACGAUGAUUGAAUAAUGAAAGGAUGGGUCAGGCUAGAUAGAAGCAGAUUGUUUCCAAUAACAAGGUUCCAUUGACACUAGAUUAAACACAAGAGGUCAAUUACAGCAAGCAGGAGAAAGUUCAUUACAAAGAGGGUUGUGAAGCCCUGGAAUUCCCUAUAACAUUGAUGGUCAUACAGCAAUUUGAUUUCAUAUGGAGAUUUUUAACUCCAUAAAACAUCACAGUGUACUUUACUGCAUUGAGAUAGUAACAAUGGUAAUUUUCACAGUUCCUGCCCACAUUACCAAAUUCACUAUAGAUCAUUAUCAUUCCCACACCCAACACUCACCACCCCCCCACACCCCCCCCCCCCACCAUCAUCACACAUUUUAUUGUUCCUUUGUGGAAUUUAACAUCAAAUAGUACUCUUGAAGUAGAGGUGAUUGUUGCAUUAUGCUCAACAAGCUCCCACAAACAGUGAUAAGAUUGCGAUAACAUAUUAGUGUAUCUCAGCUCAGCAUCCAUGGGAACGUUGCAUGAAUGUUGUGAAUUGUUCAAAACAAACUUCACUAUACAUCACACAUGAACUUCCUAUGCAUAAACUUUAAUUAAAUAGUUGAAUUACAUGUCUCCUUACAAAUACAAGAAGAAUCUGCAGAUACUGGUAAUCCAAAAUGCUGGAGGAACUCAGGAGGCCAGGCAGCAUCCUUGGAAAAGAGUAAACCAGUGUUUCCCAACCUUUUUUGCCCAAAGUCCUUCUAAAGCACUUUCAUACUUACCAGCACUCACAGUGUAAAAACAUGUCUACCAUAUGCCAAUAUGAGAAAAAUGAUUUUGCUUUAAAUUUUGAUUUGUCUUUAAACCCAGCUUAUACAGUACCUGUGCACUGUACAGCAGCUUCAAUAUCAAUGUGAUCCUUGAGCUUGAUGGUUUUUAGCAAGAGUUGAAAUAUCUUGUUCAGUUUGUGACAGCAAAAGCCUUUAAGUCCCCACUUGUAAUAAUGUCCUAGUGGUUCCUGUACUUUGUGAAUUUGCAACGAGGAGCAGUUUGGCUCUUUGCCGAAGACCAGGAAGCUUUGUAUGACAGUGUAACCACAUACCACAAAAGCUGACAUUUUGGAAAAGCAUUUUUGCUUCUUCAUCAUUUUGAAUUUCAAUAAUUCCUUCUUGAAAGCUCUUUUCAUUUUCUGCAGUCUUGCAAAGAAAUGGGUUAAUAAACCAGUCCAGAAUUUACAGAUCAUUCAAAUCCUUGAACUGAUUAUGAAAAUCCUUCUUCAGUGACUGCAGGUGUAAGCAGUACUCUUGCAAAUCACCAUCUGUGAAAGAGAGUGCCAUAGUUUCCAUGCAGGGAAACUGUGAGAACAUUCUUCUCCCAUUGUUUCCAAUUUUCCAACAAAAGUGGAACCUACACUUUUUUGCCUGGAUUAAAUUGAAAUUCUCGCUCUGCAGUUUCAUAUUUAGAAUGUUCAUUUUGUCCCAUAGAUCGGCCAGGUGUGCCACAUCUCCACCUAGAAGUUCAAUUUUGUUUCCUAAGCUCUUGUCAACUUUAAGCAAGAUUUCAACCACAGUGUCAAAAGGAUCAAAGAAAUGUCUUAAGCAGCAGCCUUUUGGCAGUCAAUGCACAUCAGAGUGAAGAAGCAAGCAUUCAAACUCUUCAUCAUUGUCUUGGCAUAAUUGGCAAAAUAUUCUGCUAUUUAAUGGAUGAGAUAUAAUUUUGUUGAUAGAUAUUACAAGUCAUGCUUGAAAAAAGUCAUGAACUGAAGUUUUUGGUUGUGAGAUGUUGAUGAUGAAUUACACAAUGGAUUGCAAACAGACUUGGAAUUUCUUUUCACAUAAAUGCCACUAAGCCAACAUGGCGACCUGUCAUAUAUGGUGCUCCAUCGGUUGCACAAGCAAUCAUGUUCUUAUUUGGAAAAUUUUUAUCCUCAAUAUACAUCUUCAACUUGUCAUAGAUUGAUUCUCCAUUGAUAUUAGCUUUUAACUUUUUACAGAAGAGAAUCUCUUCAUAAACUUUUCCGCUUUUGAUAAAUUGUACAUAUGCCAUUAGCAAUGACUCAUUUCAGCGCACAGUUGACUCAUUCAGUUAUCUCAAACUCUGUACAAAGUUAAUACUCAAUGUCUUCACUCAUUUCAUCAAUAUGCUGAGUGAAAGGGAUAUUGGAUACCCUAAACAUUAACCUCAAGUUUGAGUCGGUGGUGAAGACUCAUGUUAGCAUUCAUUUCUAGAGAUGGAAUAUAAGAGCAGGGAUGAGAUGUUGAGGCUCUUGCGAGACCACACUUGGAGUAUUGUGUGCAGUUUUGAGCUCCAGAUUUUAGAAAGGAUACACUGACAUUGGAGAGGGUUCAGAGAAGAUUCACGAGACCCCUGGUAUAGAGCCUGUGAGUAAUUUUCUGGCAUAGAAUUUAAACCAUUCAUCUUCAGUUUUGGAGUCCAGAAUGCUACCAACUGAGCCACAAUUCUACUCAAAAUACUUUCCAUUUGUGGGAGCUUAAUGUGCGCAAAUGUGCUUUUACAAUCUCUGCUUUUAAAAAAGAGAAAAUCUGCAGAUGCUGGAAAUUCUGCCAAAGGGUCUCGGCCCAAAAAGUCGACUGCACUCUUUUCCAUAGAUGCUGCCUGGCCUGUUGAGUUCCUCCAGUAUUUUGUGUGCUCUACUUUAAAAUAGUGCCUUUGGUUACAAAAGUACUUCAAAUGAUUUGAGGUGGCAGAAAGAAAUGCAGGUCUUUGUGAAUGGAGGGUAAUAGAAAUAUGCCUUUUGGUCCAGUCAGAAAAUAUCAGACAUCAUGAGUGACUUCAUGAAGAAGUGGGACUGAAUUCCAAUUUAAAUGCCAUUUUUCGCAAACAUUAAAUAGGAAGACAAGAUGAUUAUUUUUAUUUGUUUGGUCACGAAACGUGGAAGCACAUAAAUCUUAACCAACAUGUUGUUUCCCAUGGCUGAUAUCAAUCUGCUGCAUGUGUAAGAAAAUAAGGGAAAAUACAUCAUGCUCAAAUUGCUUGUCUAAGAUGUUAUUCAAAGACUUUUGAAUCAGGUGAUGAGGUCAGGCACAACAUGAGAGAAAAAAGUUUGGAAUUUGCUUUGACAGCAUUCCUGCACAUUUGUGAUUUACCUUUCUCUUUGACUGACCCCUUGAAAUGUUCCUUAUCUUUACUAGGGCCAGUUUGGCUACAUUCAAAUUCCUUCAGCAGACAUGGGAUAGAAAAUGCUACUAAAGUUAGGGCAUUGUUGCCGACCUGUGAAUAGUUAUCGGCAGAUAAAAUCACGUCAAGGAUGCAUUUUAAGACAAGACACUCCACCCCAUCACAUAAAAGCACUUUUCAAAAACUGCAGCUGUCUUUGUCAUUAGUGGUGCCUGUUGGGAAAUUGAGGACAUUCCAGACAAAUGCAUUGUCAUUAAUUCUGCACAGGCACACCUACCCUAUCAGGUUGGUGAAGUUGUAAAAUCAAUUCUUAAAUGCAGUUCAGGUUAACUCUAACAUUUUACUGUAAAACCAUAAAGGUAGGGGAGAAAAGGUCAACACCUGCAGAAAGAUGAUGUUUCAACAAUAACAGUAUGCACUUAAAAAGUGCCUUUAUGCAGUUUACACAGGGUUCAAAGUUAUGUGGUGCAAUUACGUGGGCUUGCUAUGUCAGCACCAGCCUGUGUGGCGAUACUUGCAGGCUGGCCCCAGCAUGCCACUGAGUGCGUUGAUUGUAAAUGCAAACGAUAUAUUUCACUGCAUGUUUCAAUGUACAUGUGAUAAAUAACUCUAAAUCUUGACCUUGAUCUUGAUCUUGUCCACCUUCAUCCACCAGUGCCAGGUAAUCCACUGAGUUCCUCAAGCAAUUUGUAAUUUUAGUGGUUCAAUGGUUCAAUUUAAUAACAGAGAAUGUACACAAUACACAACCUCAAAUUCUUACCCCUCACAGACAUCCACAAAACAGAAAAAAAAUUCCCAAGAAAUAAAUGACAGAAAAUGUUAGUACACCAAAGCCCCCCACACCUUUCCCAUGCACAAGCAACUACAAAAGAAACAACCCUCCCCCCACUUGCUCCAGCAGAAGCAUCAACCCCCCCCCCCCCAUGCAACCACCCUCCAUACAAGCAAUAGCAAGCCCCCCAAGCCAUGGUGGCCAUCAAAAACUACUGCCCAUCCCAACACUUCGACAUCUCAGAGAGGCUCUCUCCCUCACUAGCGGGGGGGAGAGAGAGAGAGAAAUCACUCCUACAGCAACGAGAGGGAAGAGCAGCAGCUUGCUGCUUUGACGUUACGAUCUGCCGCCUCGCCUGUCUCAGUUCUCAGACUUGGGGUUCAACAGACUCACUCUUUUGAAAAAAGUGAUCAGGAUGGCUCAAGGAACUUGAGUCUGCUCAUCGAAAGCACACAGAAGUCCUCUGUAGAAGACGGAAGGAGCCCACCAUGCCCCCAACUACCUACUCACCUGGCCUUCUGUUACUCGGUUCCAGAAUGUGUAGAUCCUCAUUGGCCCCAACUCCGGAGUGGAAGCAAAACAGCCUUGUUUUUGAAUUACUGACAAAGCAGAAGAGGAGAUGAGCAAAUAUUGGGCAUCAGAAAGAUAAGUAACCAUUUCUCCUUAAUGCUUUUGCUUGGAGCUCUGGAAUGUUGACCAACACAGCUGGAAGGCUUGCUGCUCUUCUGCAAAUAAUGCCAGGUGAUUUGCAAAAUGAGAUAACAGGACAGACUAGUUCUUGGUUAACCUGCCAACUGUAUCACAUACCUCUAGAAUCUUCAUAAAGUUGACUAUGCAUUUCCACACCACCUGAUUACAGAUGUCAUAAUAGGGAGGAAAUGCAGGUCCUGAAACCUACAAUUUGGUUGUUCUCCAUUGGUUUAUUACUGUCACAUGUGCAGAGAUAUAGUGAGAAACAUUAUUUUGCAUGCCAUCCAUACUGAUCAUUCCAAAACAUGAAUAUAUUAAGAUGGUACAAAGGGAAAGGCAGUAACUGAAUGUAGUCAUAGUAAUAAUAGUGUUACUGUUAUUGUUACAGAGAAAAUGCAUUGCAGGUAGACAAAAAUGGAGAAAGGGCCAUGGUGAGCUAGACUGAGAAACUGAGUUCAUCUUUAUCAUACAGGACGUCCAUUCAACAGUCGUAUAACAGUGGAUUAGGUACUGUCCUUGAGCAUGGUGGUAUGUCUUUUCAAGCUUGUGUAUCUCUCGCCCAAUGGAAAUGGGAAGAAGAAAGAAUGCCUGAUGUAGGAUGGGCAUUUAAUUAUGUUGGCGGCUUUCUUGAGGCGGCAGGAAGUGUAAAUUGAGUUAACAGAGGGGAGGCUGGUUUUCGUGAUUGUCCGAGUUGUGUCCACAACUCUCUACGAUUUCUUCUGGUCUGAGGCAGAGUGAAAGCAAAAAGCUAGGGUUUCUUGCACCAGAGCCAGGCAGCAGAUUCACGCCUUUCCUUUAUAAAUGCGAAGAAUGUUUCUUGAAAUGGAAAAAAAAGCCGCUAGAAGAAUAAAGUGCAAGCCAUUUCGUUUGAGAACACAAGAGACUCUGCAGAGCGACACACACAAAAUGCCAGGGGACCUCAGCAGAUCAGGCGGCAUUUCAUCUGAGACUGGUUUGCCUGAUCGAUGUCUCCUGUUUGGUCAGCUGUCAAUGAAGCACUAUUAAAAGUCUAGGGAUUGCCACCUUGUAGCGGUGGAAAGGCUUGUGAGUUCCUGAGAUCCCAAUAACGAUGCUGUCUAGAGCUUAGCUACUGAUAGGGUGACCCGCAGCGUUAAGAUUAAAGGGAAGGUUCCAGACAAAGGUGCCAACUAAAACCUCAGUAGUGGAGUCAGAGGAAGAUGGACAGUGAGGGUGGAGGGAGGCUGCACCAGUGAAGGGCUCCAGUCAUAGAGUCGUAGAAAAGUACAGCACAGAAACAGCCCUUUGACCCAUCUAGUCCAUGCCAAAACCAUUGAAACUGCCCUCUCCCAUCAACUUGCACAGGGACCAUAACCCUCCAUACCCUUAUCAUCCACAUUCCUAUCCAAACUUUGCUUAAACAUUGAAAUCAAGCUUACAUGCAUCACCUUGUGCUGGCAGCUUGUCCCACACUUCCAUGGUCCUCUGAGUGGUAAAGUUUCCCAUCCUGUUCUCAUUAAACUUUUUACCUUUCACCCUUAACCUGUGACCUCUGGUUGUAGUCCCACCCAACCUCAGUGGAAAAAGCCUGCUAGCAUUUACCCUAUCUAUACCCCUCAUAGUUUUGUAUACCUCUAUCAAAUUGACUCUCAGUCUUCUAUGUUUUAAGGAAUAAAGUUGACUUGCAUUCCAUGCCACUGGACCCUGACCCCCGACCCCCAAUCUGUCAAGGACUGUACGACGGUUGCCCAUGUGUCACAGUAAAUAAAGUCAUGCACAGGCAUUCUCUGUUAAGGGAGUAACCCCUUUGGAGAACAUCAUUCUCAACUUGAGUGAUCGCACUGAAAUAGAGCUCCAAGUAAGAGUCAGAAUAGUCUGGUACCACUUCAUAAGGCAGGAAAAAAUGUUGUCAUCAUCUAUUGAAAAGUCACUGGCAUCACAGUAGGCAUCUCUGUCCUGCUGAGUGAAGAUUAGUAAGGUUUAUGGACUGCAAAGGUUUAUAACAGUGUUCAGAGGAGAUUUCCCCAAUUGUGUUUACUGUAUUGUAGACACGGGGAUUGAAGGAAUUCAGCAGUGUCUUUGUAACAUCACUGACGAUGAAACCUCAGGAAUUAUCAUGGUAUACUCACAGUGUUAUUGACAUGUAACAGUUGGAAGAAUUCACUGUACUGUGCAUGUUGAGUCCCUGACUAACAUUAAUCGGGAGGAUUUCUUUAUCCAAUAUUUAUGGUGUCACUUUCAGUCAGUGAUUAAAUUUAAUGCUCUGGCUGGAUUUAUAAUGUCACAGACAGCUGACAAUCAGAAGACUCCUGUGCACUGUGUUUACGGUGUUGCACAUGUCUAUCACAGGGGUAUUCUCUGUACUCGAUGUCACUAACAUGUGUCAGAGGAACUCCGCUCACUGUGAAUAUUUGUGGUAAGAUAAAACUGGUCCAUUUAAAAUGCAUUUUCCUUUUAGUCCUCCCUUUUAAUCCUGCAGACCUUCUUGGCUUUAGUCUAAAAUGGAAACCUCCGUAGGGCUUCCUGUUCCAGCUGAUGCUAUAAAUGUACUUUCCUUAGGUAGAUUGCCCUGCCCUAAUAAAAGUAGUAUCAUGAUCUUCUUCAUCAAACAAAGCCCCCUACCACCCAUUCCCCUGGUGGGCAUAACCACAAGCUGCUCUAAAAAGCCAUUUCAAAGGCGUUUUACAAAUUCCCUCUCAUGGGAUCCAGCACCAGCCUAUUUUCUCAACCUACCUGCAUAUUAAAAUCCCUCAUGACUUUCCUGACAUGCCUUUUUUUUAUUGCCAUUGUGAUUUGUAGUCCACAUCCUGACUACUGUUCAGGGGCCUGUGUAUAACUCCCACCAACAUCUUUUUACCCUUGCAGUUUCUUAACUCUACCCACAAGGAUGCUACAUAAUCCUAUCUUGUGCCACCUCUUUCUAAGGAUUUGAUUUGAUUUUUUACCAACAGAGCCACUUCACCCCCUCUGCUUGUCCUUUCAAUACAAUGCGUAUCCUUGGAUAUUAAACUCCCGACUAUGAUCUUCCUUUAGCCACAUCUCAGUGAUGCCCAUAACAUCAUACCUGCCAAUCUGUAACUGCACUACAAUAUCAUCUGCCUUAUACUGUGUGCAUUCAAAUGUAACACCUUCAGUACUGUAUUCAUCACCUUUCUCGAUUCUGGUCCCCUGUUACAUUUUGUUACUCGUCCCACUGCCUCCAAUCUUGCCCUAUCAUCUGCCUGUCCUUCCUCACCAUCUCACCUCACAAUGCAUCAAGCUCAGCUCUGUCACUCUGGUUCCCUUACCCCUGCAAAAUUAGUUCAAAUCCACCCCAACAUCUCGAGCAAAACUGCCAGAUCAUUCUAUUCUCACCCUCACUGGCACGUGGCGCAGGCAGCAAUCCAGAGAUUAUUACUCUGGGGGUCCUGCUUUUCGGCCUUUUCCCUUCAGGACCUUCUCCAUUUUCCUACGUAUGUCGUUGGUACCAAUAUGCACCACUGUUUCUGGCUGUUCACCCUCCCCCUUUAGAAUGCCGUGGACCUGAUCUGAGACAUCCCUGACCCGGGCACCUGGGAGGCAAUAUGCCAUCCGGGUGUUUCCUUCACAUCCACAGAAUCUGCCGUCUGUUCCUCUAAUUAUGGAAUCUCCUGUCUCUGCUUCACUCCCCUCCACCCCACUUCACUUCUGAGCCGCAGAGUCAGACUCGGCGCCAGAGAUAAAGUCCCUGCGGUUUUCCCUGGUGGGUCAACCCCCUGAACAGUAUCCAAAGUGGUAUACUUAUUAUCAAGGGGAAUGGCCACAGGGGUACUCUGCAUUGGCUGCCUAUUCCCUUUCCCCCUCUUGACAAUCACCCAGCUUUCUGCCUCAUGCAAUUUAGGGCUGACUACCUCACUGUAUCACCUACUCUUUAUCUCCUCUGAGCCAAAGGUCACCGAGCUCCAGCUCUAGUUCCUUUACAUGGACACUUAACAAGGAACUACAGCUUGGAGCACCUUCGUGCAGAUGUGGUUAUGAGGGAGACGGAAGGUCUCCCAGCAUUCCCACAUCUCACAAGAGGAACAGACCACUAACUCUGGACCUAUUCUCAGGGCACUAGCUACGUACUAACAGAAAGAAAAAACUUCUUGCACCUUACUUAGAAUCACUUCCUGUCAAUGACCAAGCUUGCUGAGCCGAAGCCUGAGCACUCUUCUCACAUUGUCCACUCGCACAAUGGCCACUCCGCUUACACCUCACUUCUUUUUAUUGGCUUCUGCCAAGUGCCUAUUAGGUCGUUAUGACUGCCCCAGAUUCUUGUUAUACCUCACGAUGCCUCACUAACACACAAUCUCUGCAGUCUAUUGAAAAGUCUCAAAAGCACCGAGCUCUUUUUAAGCCUUGCACUGUGUCACCAACGAACAGCCUCGCACGAUGAUUGUCCAGCGCCAUUUAUACCAAUCCAACAUUAAUCCUAUUUUACUCUCCUCACAUUCCCAUUAACUCCCCUGAGAUUUUACCAUAGCUACAUGACACAGGCAAUUUACAGUAGCCACUUAACAUAUCAGUCUCCGUGUCUUCGUGCACCCAGAAGAAACCCCAAGGGGUCACAGUGUGCAUGUACAAACUCUGCUUGGAAGUGAGGAAUGGCCUUUAGUGGAGAUGAUCCUAACUGGUUGGAUGAAGAGUCCCAGCCCGAAACAUCGACUGGUUAUUCUUUUCCAUUGACUCUGUGUGACCUGCGGAGCUCCUCCUGCAUUUUGUAUGUGUUACUCUGGAUUUCCAGCAUUUGCAGGUUUUGUUGUAUUUAGAAGCAUGGCCUGUUAUGGAAGCACCAAUGCACAGGGACAGAAAUUGGUGGAAACAGCCCAGUCCAUCACAAGCAAAGUCCUCUCCACUAUUGAGCACAUUUACAUAGAGAACUGCCACAUGAAAGUAGCAUCCAUCAUCAAAGACCCCCUCACUGCCCAGGUCAUGCCCUCUUCUCACUGUACCAUUGGACAGAAGGUACAGAAACUCUAGGUCCCACAUCACCAGGUUCAGGAACAGUUGUUACGCUUCAAUCAUGAGGCUCCUGUACUGGCGUGGGUAACAUCACUCAUCCCACCUCUAAACUGAUCUGCAACUUUCUAGGACUUUUUAACAACGCAUGAGCUCAGUAUUAUUACUUUUUUAAAUACGAGAAAUUCUGCAGAUGCUGGAAGUGAGUGAAUAGUCAAUGUUUCAGGCUGAGAUCCUUCUGAAGAAGGGUUUUGGCCCAAAACGUUGACUGUUUAUUCAAUUCCAUUGACGUUGCCCGCUCUGCUGGGUUCCUCCAGUAUUUUGUGUGUAUUUCUUUAUUUUUUUACUUUUCACAUUGGUUGUUUGUCAAUCAUUGUUUAUGUAUAGUUUCCAUAAAUUCUAUAGUAUUUCCUUAUUUUCCUGUAAAUGCCCGCAAGAACAGGAAUCUAGAAGUGAUAUAUGGUAACAUAUACAGUACAUACUUUGAUAAUAAUUUUGACUUUGACCUUGAAUCCUGCAAGCUGUAAGAUGGAUGCAUCACUCUGCUGCCAUAUCCUCCUUCAAAGCCUUAGCUGUCCUGUUCAAUUCAGAGGACUGUCCCCAUAUGGGUCCACUAUUAAACUGUAUUUAUAACGUUUCCAGUAGUUAUGUCCCUUCUCCCUCCCAGAAGUCAUUCCUGGCUCCCUCCUUGCCCUCAUCAAAUGUUUCCCCUAAUUUAACUAGCAGAAACAUGGCAUCACUUUACAUUGAUAAUAUCCAGCUCUGCUUCACCGUCAUUUCUGUUGAUUCUCUAAUGUCCAAAUAUCAAAGUCUGCAAACUUCAGCUCCUCAUCCGAGCUUGUUUCCCCUUUCUUGUCCAUUUCCAUAUAGUUAUCUAGCCCUUAUUAAACUGUUUCGCAGUCUAAUUCAAACUUGGAUCACGAGCUAAAUCCAUUCUAGGCCAUAACUUCUGCAGUUUCUAGCAUCCCCUUCCUCAUGUUGUGUCAGUGUUCUGGCCUGAGUCCGGGAACCUCAUUCCCUUGAUCCCUUCACAUCCUUCUGCUUAAGAUCCACUUUUCCAAACAUUUUCUCUUUUAUUUUGACAUCCAUUUCUGUCUGACUAAUAUAUAGUAAGAGCGUUACAUGCCCACUGAUAUGAGGAACUGAUAAGAAAGGCUUUGGGCUUUUCUGGGGAUCAGAUCUACGGAUUCAAUUCCGUUUCGAAUGUUGUUCACUUCAACAGUUUCCAUGAUUUGUGUUUUUUUUUCCUCUCGCGCAUCGGGUGUUGGCCUUUUAAAAUCUUCUUUUCUUUAAUUGGGUUCUUGCUUUGUGACCACCUGUAAGCAAGCAGAUCUCAAGGUUGUGUAACGUGCACGUCCUUUGACAGUAAACGUACUUUGAAGAGGAGAUUCUGCAGAUGCUGGAAAUCUAGAGCAACACACACAAAACGCUGGAGGAACUCAGGAGAGCUACCUUGACUUUCUUCUUGCACAAUGGAACUUCUUGACCAACAUCUUGAAGCUUUUCAAAAUGGGAUGAUAUCGCCAAACAGCUCUGUACAUGUCAAGAUCACCCUCUCAUGAAUUCUAACUAAGCAUAGAUUCUUGGAUAGCCAUCUCCAUUCAAGACUGCUUGGUGGAACGAACGUUACCAGCAGGGAUCUACGUUCCCGGUUGCGGUGGUGUUCCGCUCAGACGUUCGAAACUGUUUCUUCAAAGGUUGCUCCAAAAAAUUUCAAGACUGUAUCCCAAAGUAGAAACGCAGCAGUCCCAGGCGUUGGCAAUGGGCAGCGUGCGUGCCAACCGCUACAGCAUUGUGUCGUCAGAGGAAGAUGGGAUGAAACUGGCCACAAUGGCUAUUGCCAACGGUUACGGAAACGGAAAAAGCAAAGUUCAUACCAGGCAGCAAUGCCGGAGCAGGUUUGUGAAGAAAGAUGGCCAUUGCAACGUCCAGUUUGUAAACAUGAGCGAGAAGGGGCAGCGCUACUUGUCGGACAUCUUCACAACAUGCGUAGACAUCCGCUGGAGGUGGAUGCUGGUCAUCUUCUGCUUGUCCUUCAUCUUGUCCUGGCUGUUGUUUGGCUGCAUGUUUUGGCUCAUUGCACUGAUGCAUGGUGACUUGGAUAAUAAAUUAGGCCAUAAGCCAUGCGUUUCUGAGGUCAAAAGCUUCACGGCUGCAUUUUUAUUCUCCAUCGAGACACAGACAACAAUUGGGUAUGGCUUUCGCUGCGUGACGGAAGAGUGCCCCAUAGCAGUGUUCAUCGUGGUCUUUCAGUCUAUCGUGGGCUGCAUCAUAGAUGCUUUCAUCAUUGGCGCUGUCAUGGCCAAGAUGGCCAAACCGAAAAAGAGGAAUGAAACAUUAAUCUUCAGUGACAACGCGGUGAUUGCAAUGAGAGAUGGGAAGCUCUGUUUAAUGUGGCGAGUUGGAAACUUGCGCAAAAGCCACUUGGUGGAGGCUCAUGUUCGAGCCCAGCUGCUGAAGUCAAGGAUAACUCCAGAGGGUGAAUACAUCCCUUUGGAUCAAGUAGAUGUCAAUGUAGGCUUUGACAGUGGAAUAGAUAGAAUAUUUCUGGUGUCCCCUAUUACAAUAGUCCAUGAAAUUGAUGAAGACAGUCCUUUUUAUGACUUGAGUAAACAGGAUCUGGAUAAUGCAGACUUUGAGAUUGUAGUCAUUCUGGAAGGAAUGGUAGAAGCUACUGCAAUGACCACCCAGUGUCGCAGCUCAUAUCUUGCCAGUGAGAUCAUCUGGGGUCAUCGAUUUGAGCCAGUGCUCUUCGAGGAGAAAAACUAUUACAAAGUGGACUAUUCUCGCUUUCACAAAACCUACGAGGUGCCUAAUACGCCUCUCUGUAGUGCCAGGGACCUGGCCGAAAAGAAAUACAUACUCUCCGCACCUAAUACUUUUUGCUAUGAAAAUGAGGUGGCCCUCAUGAACAAGGACGAUGAGGGGAGUGAAAGUGGGGUUCCAGAGAGCCCAAGCACAGACACUCAAACUGACCAUAAUCAGGCCACCGUUCCAUUAGAACCUCGCCCACUGAGGCGAGAAUCCGAAAUCUAAUACCUAAAGUAUCUUUGUUUUGUUAAAGAGAGUAUCUGUCAAAGCAUAUUAUGCUUACUGUGGCCGGAGUAGUCAGCCUGGAAGGGUACUGUUGAAGUUAGGCUUUGCUCAAAAAAAGCUGCUCUGCAGGAGGGUUUGUCCUUCAGCAGAAAAUCAGUUCUUUCAUACAAAGCACUAACUAUACUUUCUGACGCAACGUGAAGGCACAUAAUACUGUAUGCUGUAGCAUACAUAAACCGUAUAGCAAAACUUGAACUUGCAGGAAAGACUGGGUGGAUUGCAUUAUCUAAGGAUGGCUUUCAAUGGAAACUUGUAAACCUAGGAGAUUUCCAUCUGCUCUGAAUGGUUUAACCAAAUACCUGAAGGUACAGUGAACUCUGUACAAUGAUUUCAAAGACAAAGGUCUUGCUGUUAAUAAGUGAAUCUGCAGCUUAAAUAAUAUUUAUUUUGGAGAACUUAUUGUGAUUAAAGAAAAUCAGUAUUUACGAUCCCUGCUCUUUUUGAGCAUCAUCGAUUAGAACAUGGUUUGAUUAGUUUUCCACUAGUUCCCCGAUUACCCUAUUUUAGUCUCCCAAGAACUGGUAACUUGCUUCUCCAUAGUAGUGGCCCACUUACAAUUAUUUUGAUUGCCACAUUUUCUCUAAAGGACAUGGUUCCAUGAUUAAUUAGAACUCCUGCAUUUGGAGGUAUCUUGGGGCAUUGCUCAUGUGCAAAACUGUCACCAUUCUCCAAAAGCCUAGGAGCAUAUAAGUUUUGAACGUCACGUUCAACCUUCUACCAAAGACGUACAGGACCAUCCCAUACCUCAGAAGCUGAGAUGCCUUGUUCCAAAAUGCAGGAAGGUUCAGUUUCCAAAUCUGAUAGUUUAUUCAUCAAAGGCACUCUUUGAUCUUAAGUAAUUACAGUCUUUGAUCUUAACUGCCCCUCACCCACCACCCCAAUAAGAAGGGAGUUACUUUCUUGAGAUGCUUUACUGGACAGCAAAUGAGAUUUGGUUUGCAGUAGUAUUAGGCUGCACUUCUCUGAAAGUCUGAUUAUGAGCCACCUUAAUACAAUGAGCUAACCAAACAUCUUGAAUGCCAUGGCCAUUUGUACUAGAGACACAACUGAGCCACAUGCCUGGCUUUCUGGGAUGAUUUUUUUUUCCAUAGCAAAUUUGCUCAGACUGAAUCAGAAGUGAGUGUCCUGGUGAGCAAAGUCUUGACGGUACUUGCACUCAGAACCUCUCGAAGGCUCUGUAGCUUAUCUGAUCUUCCCAGCUGUUAAAGAGGCUGAACGGAGGCAUCAGCAAGGGUGAGGUCACGUUGUUAGUGGAAGGAUCUGGGAGAUUUAAAUUUUUGUUUUCCUUUUUCCUUUCCAUGGUUUUAUUUCCUUUUUUUUCCCACCUGAAUUGGCUUCCACUAAUUCCACAACAAUAGCUAACCAGUCUUCUUGCAUUCCAAGACUGGCUUACCAGAGAGAGGAUUUUUACUGCUGUGUUAAUGUACCUGGAUCGACCUCCCAAGUCUUCACAGACCUGGUACCUAUUCUCUGAAAAGGUAAUCCAUGAAAAUGAUCCAUCAGAUCAGUUCUAUGUCUCCAAUGAGGAUGUCAGCAGGAUUUACUAAAUUAACACUUUGGGCCAGAUUGUAGUAGUGAUAAGGUUCACUGAACUUUCUGGUAUUAACUCUUUGAAUACCAUUUAAAACAUGCAGAGUUUUAAAAGUAAGCUUUUAAGACUGUUCAUUCAUAAGCUGAACAUUGAGGGCAUUGGAAGUAAGAGAACAUUUCUCUUUUCAAAUUACGAGUAUUCUUUGGAAAGAAACAAGUUAGGUAAAAGUCGGGCUCGUUCUGCGAUGAAGGGUUGCUGACGUACUGAGAGCCGAGAUUAAGAUCCUUUUCCAACUGCAAGUUUGUCUCCUGGUCCAAGUACAGCUUUGUUGGAGAAAAGGCUCUCAGAGGACUGAAAUCACUUGCUUAGUAAAGUGGCGAGCUUCCGCAGACUGCAAGUGAUUAAUGGUCCUGUGGAAGUGAGAUACCGUGAACAACUCCAUGGCAGGGAGCCAACCAGGGCUGGGAAUGGGAGUUGGGGUGGGGAUAGGCGUGGGAGGCAGGCAGUGUCUGCGUGAAGAAAGCAAUACACACAAGUGACUGAUUUAGUUAAGUACAGAGAGAAAAUACGCACAAGACAACUUGAAGAUGGAUGCCAGUCAGUAUACUAAUUUAAAAAAAAAUGCAAAAAUACUGCACAUGCUGCUAAAACUGGUUCCUCAGAAUGGAAUUUCAACCAAAGAGUAUUUAAACCAGCAAAUAAAGCAAUGGGAGAAGAGCAGGACACCAAGGAGCUGGCUUACAUCACUUUGGAUUUGCCCUGCUAAAUGCUGCCAUUUCACUGAAAAGAAUUUAGCACAUUUAAAAAUAUAUUAAAAAAAAACUUCCUUGAACAAUUCAGGUCUCAUCACCUGAUUCAUAUAUUUAUCAGGAAAGAAAGAAACAGCAUUUGUACAAAAAAAACUCUUGCAAUAUAUAUAGUUUUGAAAAAAAUGUACAGUUUAUAAAAGUUUAACAAAUAUUUUCAUAUUUAAAGCCAAAUGUAAAUAGAUUCAAAGUAAGAUGCCACAAAAGGAUUAAAACUGGCAGUUCAGUACUUGUAUCAACCAGUAGAACCUAGUUGCUGCAGGUUAGCGCGGGUUACUUGAUUUUAACAUUGUUCAAGUUUAGUAGGGUUUGUAACAACUAUGAACUUUCAUUAUUUAUUAUUUAAGCAUGACAUGAAAUUAAAACUCAUAGAAUAUCUUAAAAGCAUUUAAAAUAAACUGGUUAGAAUUUGGAAAGCUGCAAUCUUGUCAGAAGACAAGUGAGUUUAAAUCUCAUGCACUCUUUGUAUGAGAUUUCUAUAAAGAUAUUUCUUUUGGCCUUCCUACGAGGCAUGUUGACAAAACAAAAUUGUGAAGUACUGUAACGUUUAUAAUGUAUAGCUGCUCUCGACCAUUUAAAUUAUUUAGUGCUGCAUGGUGGUCACCUCUCAGCCGGUAAGAUUUGUUGUCUUAUGAACUCCAUAGCUUUUCCUCAAAACACUUGCAGCUUGAACAAGGUAGAUUUUGGAUGAUGUUCUUGAUUUCAGUUGUACUUGUCCCAAUUUUGCAACCUUUUUUUAUUGAUGUCUUCCAACUGUACUGCACAGAUCCACCAUUUGUACAGAUUUUUUAAAAAUAAUGUAUGUCUUAUUUUAUGGUUGAAAUAAAUUUUU